This is a messenger RNA of Aspergillus alliaceus, 910 nucleotides long. RefSeq lists its product as uncharacterized. NCBI's taxonomy places the organism in Eukaryota, Fungi, Ascomycota, Eurotiomycetes, Eurotiales, Aspergillaceae. The transcript is spliced from 2 exons. The record is from RefSeq and is a predicted model, not a curated record. Bases 29 to 910 code for a protein of 293 amino acids.
GGGAUCUGACCUAGGACUCGGUCGUCCGAUGCUUACCACGCGGGCUCCGGACAACGAGCUUCCUCAGCCGAAGAACGGUAGUUUCAGCUCCGUGGAGAAAUAUGUUAUAUCAGUGUUUGUUGCGAUCGCCUGGUACAAUGCUGCUGAGCUGGUCGUCCUCUGCCUAUCGACCUUUAAGUUAUACCGGGGGUGGUACUUCUGGAGCUUGUUCAUUGCGUCGCUUAGUCUCUUCCCGAUUUGCCUGGGUUACAUAUUCUUCAUUUUUUACCCCGGAAUACCUCAUUAUCUCUCGAUCUCAUUGAUAAUUGUGAGCUGGUCCUGUAUGGUAACAGGUCAUUCUCUUAUUCUAUGGUCGCGAUUACACCUUAUCAUACAAUCACCAAGAGUGCUCCGCCUGACGCUCACAAUUAUCAUACUUGACGCAAUCUUAUUGCAUACCUCCAUUGCAGUCCUCCUGUAUGGGAGCUUCUCCAAAAAUGUGCACGUGGCGAACCGGUUUACGAAUGGGUACAAUAUCAUGGAGCGUGUUCAGCUAGUAGUGUUCUGCGUCCAAGAAUUACUGAUCUCCGGCAUAUACCUGUGGGAAACGGCAAAGAUGCUGCGCUUGCAUCCCGGCCCACUUCACUAUAACGUUCUCACUCAAUUCCUGAUUAUUAAUAUUUUUAUCAUUGUACUCGACGUGGCUGUUGUCGGGAUUCAGUUCGCAGGGUACUAUGCCCUUCAAGUGACCUUCAAACCAGUGGCAUACAGCCUUAAGUUCAAACUUGAAUACGCUAUUCUGGGCCGAUUAAUCGCAAUUGCCACGAGUCCCUCCAAUUCUGAGCCAGCCCCAUCCAACAAGGGGCAACUCCGGAAUCUCAGAUUGAUCACCUGUUUAAUGCAUAAGCUAGUCAAAGAGGGUACAGUCUAG